Molecule: messenger RNA, 2853 nt
Organism: Pochonia chlamydosporia 170
Lineage: Eukaryota; Fungi; Ascomycota; Sordariomycetes; Hypocreales; Clavicipitaceae
Product: exo-beta-1,3-glucanase
Exons: 8
Coding region: 1-2853 (950 amino acids)
Molecular function (GO): polygalacturonase activity
Source: RefSeq, a predicted model, not a curated record
AUGAAGUCUAUCUAUAGUACAAUUGCUGCUGUCUUCUUGCUUGGAGCAUCAUGUUCACAACUGCACAUCCCUCCGGUUGACGCAGUAGUCAAGAGUUUACUCCAUAAGGAAGACGCCUACGUCCACUUUAGCGGAAAUCAAUCUGUUUCCAAAGCACUCUCAGAACGACAGGCGUCCUCUUACUGGUACGAAAAUAUCCAACACCAAGGAAUAUCUGCCUUUGGGCCCAGCGGGUAUAAAGUGUACCGCAAUGUUAAGGAUUACGGAGCAAAGGGCGAUGGGUUGACCGAUGAUACGGCUGCCAUUAAUGCUGCAAUGAACGAUGGUGGUCGUUGUGGGCAGGGAUGUGCAUCAAGCACAACUACCCCUGCGGUUAUAUACUUCCCUUCAGGGACCUAUCUUCUCUCCUCUUCCAUUAUUGAUCAAUACAACACUUUUCUUAUUGGAAAUCCAAAUGACCUCCCGGUUUUGAAAGCAACGCCCUCAUUUUCAGGCUUCGGACUUAUCGAUGGAGACAAGUACUACGGUCAAUACCUGAAUUGGGCGUCCACAACCGUGUUCUUUAGACAGGUUAAGAACUUCAUCAUCGACACAACAAAUGUGCCAGCUGGCUCUGCAGUAACGGGUAUACAUUGGCCAACCGCCCAAGCAACAAGUCUUCAAAAUAUCGUCUUUAAGAUGAGUGCUGCAGCUGGAACUCAGCACGUCGGGUUGUUUUGUGAAGAGGGUUCUGCUGGCUUUAUCACGGACCUUACCUUUAACGGUGGUCGUAUCGGCGCACAGAUUGGCAAUCAGCAAUUCACCAUGCGAAACCUCGUCUUUAAUAAUUGUGUCACGGCCAUCUCUCAAGUUUUCAGCUGGACGUGGGUUUACCAAGGCAUCAGCAUCAACAACUGCCUGGUCGGCAUUGACAUGUCCACCGUCGGCAGUGCUGUUCAGGCUGUUGGGUCUAUUACUGUACUCGACAGUUCUAUUACGAACACUCCGGUUGGCAUUGUGACCUCCUAUAAUCCACCCUCGACAACUCCCCCAACAGCAGGAAGUUUAAUCAUCGAGAAUCUUGCCUUGAAUAACGUACCUACCGCCAUCCAGCGGUCAGGCGGCUCUACUCUGCUCGCUGGUACUUCAGGCUCUACAACCAUCGGGGCCUGGGGUCAGGGCCAUCAGUACUCACCCACUGGACCAAAAAGCUUCCAGGGCGCGUUCACACCGAACACCAGACCGGGAUCUCUUAUUAGUGGUGGCAAAUACUAUACUCGAACAAAGCCUCAAUACAACACUCUCCCGGUCUCAUCCUUCUCCAGUGUACGCAGCGCUGGCGCUACAGGUAACGGUGUGACUGACGACACAACGGCCAUUCAGAAUGUCAUCGACAGCGCUACUGCUGCCGGCAAAAUUGUCUUCUUUGAUGCCGGAACAUACAUCGUCACCAAAACAGUCGUCAUUCCUCCUGGAGCAAAGAUUGUUGGCGAGGGAUUAGCUUCUGUCAUCAUGUCAAGUGGUAGCUUCUUCAACAACAUGGACAGCCCACAGCCAGUAGUUAAGGUCGGCAACGCUGGAUCUACGGGUCAAGUAGAAUGGUCUGAUAUGAUUCUCAGCACCAAGGGUGCUCAGGCCGGCGCGACUCUUAUUGAGUGGAACUUGGCGACUUCGGGAACACCGUCUGGUUUGUGGGAUGUGCAUACCCGAAUUGGGGGAUUUGCUGGUUCUGAUCUUCAACUUGCUCAAUGUCCCAAGACCCCAAGCAGUACCACAAUUAACAAGAACUGCAUCGCGGCGUACAUGUCGAUGCACAUCACCCCAUCAGCAACUGGCCUUUACAUGGAGAAUAACUGGUUCUGGACCGCGGACCACGACAUUGAUGAUCAAGGUAACACGCAAAUUACAGUGUUUGCUGGACGGGGUUUGCUUAUCGAAAGUACUACUGGGACAUUCUGGCUGGUCGGCACAGGCGUGGAACACCACGUGCUAUAUCAAUACCAGUUCGCUAAUACUCAAAAUGUCUUUAUGGGCGUUAUCCAGACGGAAACACCAUACUACCAGCCAAACCCUCCUGCACCCGCACCAUUUAAAGUUGUUCCGGCUUUAAACGAUCCCACGUUUGGGAGCUGCGUGGGCCAAGCUCCUAACUGCUAUGACUCCUGGGGUCUUCGCAUCGUAAACUCGCGGAACAUUCUCAUCUACGGCGCUGGCCUCUAUUCCUUCUUUAACAACAAUAAUGGAGCGUGCAACACAGUUGAUGGCGCACAAACCUGUCAGGUGAGCAUGGUUGAUCUUGAGGGAACGUUAAAGAACAUCAACAUCUAUAAUUUGGCCACUGUCGGAACAAACAACAUGAUCUCACAGGCUGGGAAGAGCCUUGCCAUAUCUACUGAUAACAAAAACGUGUUCCCCGACGUUAUUGCUCUCUUCCAGCUUGCCUCUGGAAGUGGCGACGAUGGAUCUACUCCAACCAUGACUGCUACACCUACAACUCUGGCCACUAGAACUACCACCGCCACCAACACCGUUGCCCCAACAGGUGGAUGGCAGUACCGCGGCUGCUACACAGAUAACGUUGGCGGCAGAGCCUUGACAUUUGGACAGCAAGUUCCCGGAGGAGCCUCAUCUAUGACGGUUGAGACUUGCCAGGCUGUGUGCAAGGGGCUCGGCUAUACUUUGGCCGGACUUGAGUAUUCCCAGGAGUGCUUUUGUGAUAAUGCUCUUAGGAAUGGAGGUGCUGCUGCGCAAGACGGAGAUGCUCAGUGUAAUAUGAACUGCAAUGGGAACUCGGGUGAGAAAUGCGGUGGCCCUAACAGGCUAAGCCUCUACAGCUAUGGAUACGGGAAUGGAACGAGCAUCCCAGUAGCAUAG